Molecule: messenger RNA, 858 nt
Organism: Cuscuta epithymum
Lineage: Eukaryota; Viridiplantae; Streptophyta; Magnoliopsida; Solanales; Convolvulaceae
Source: the annotation of a GenBank genome assembly
GUAAUUAAUAAUUUGCAACCUUUUCAAGAAAAAUUACAACUUUUCGGUCACCACGGCCCCUUUAAAUGCCCUUUCUGUAACAACUUAGACACAAGAAAUCAUUGUUACAUAUCUUGCGAUUUUAGCCAUAAGCUCUGGUUGCAUUACAACAAUCUUUUUCAAAUUGGGACUCACACAAAUGAGACUCUUAAUGUUGUUCUGAAAAGUUGGUUUACAGCUCCGGAUGAUUUUCCUAAUCUUAAAAGCCAGGUUGCAAUUUAUAUUUGUUGGACUAUUUGGAAUAGGAGAAAUGCUUACGUUUUUGAAGAUAAUGAUCUUCCGGUCAUUGAGGCUAUUAAUACUAUUAAUAAGGAAAUUCAGGAUGUAAGUAUUGCCAGACCGUUCGUCACCAUCCAUGUCAACCCUCCCUUGGAUGGUAUUAGCUUUAUCACCCCUAAGAUGAAACCCAAAACUCAAAAACCCCAUACUGCCCAUUGGGACAACCCUCCCAAGGAUUUCAUCAAAAUAAACAUUGCCAUUGGAAAUAUGCAGGGUGGGAAUAUUCUUUCGGGAAUUAUUAUUAGGAAUGAUCAAGGCGAACCUAUUCACCUUGAGUCUCACAUGCAUCAAAAUGAGGACCUUGUUGCUAAUGUUCUCCGGACUCUACAAGGAUCCAAACAACCCAGAUGGAAAGCAUUAGCUAAUUUGAAAGGAUUUAAAGAGAAGUUCCAGAAUGACAAUCUCCGUUUUGCGCACAUCAAUAAAAUAUGUAAUCGUGCUGCUAGAUUUGUUGCUAGUAAUGCUGUUUUCUUUGAACGCAACUCAAACAUUUACUGCAAAUUUGUAGGUAUUGUAAAGUUUGAUGCAAUUAGCUACCCG